AUCGUUAAAUGGAGGUUCACUUCAAAAUACAGUUCAAAACAAGAAACAACUUGCACUAAUACCAAAGAAGGAAGUAAAAUUUCACGGAAUUUGUUGCAUCAAAUGUUAAUAACAAAUGUAGUUUUGUAAAUAUGUGGUGAUUUCAAAAUUAGAUGUUAGCGGAAAUGUCAAAGACACACGUUUUCCCAAAAUGGGUAAUUCGAGGUCGGUUAGUCAAAUAACAAACCAUGAAUGAAUCACAUGAAAGAAAGAAACCCAGGGGUAAGGGAAAACAAGACGAAAAGGCGACCCCUAGGGAGAAAAACAACGACCUAUUUGUGGUGGCCAUUGACUUUGGGACUUCGUACACGGGAUAUGCUUACGCACAGAGGGACAGCUAUGAGACCGACCCACUGAGGAUCUACGGCAUGAAAAUUGACAAUAACCAGCAACUUGGAAAGGUGCCGACAUCGAUACUGUUAACUCCAGACAAUUCAUUCCACUCGUUUGGUAAAACGGCUGAGGACACUUAUGGCGAGAAGUGCAGCAAUGGAGAGAGAGAUUGGAAAUUGUUCAAGAACUUUAAGAUGACCCUGUACAAUGCCAGUGAUAAGAAAACAACGAGGGGUCUUGUAAUAGAAGACUGCCGAGGGAAUACAAUAUCUGCGAUCACUCUGUUUACGUUAAUGUUUAGUCACCUGAAAAGCGCAUUUGUCAAACAACUGGAAGAAGCCACCAAAGGAGUUCCGGAUGAUUGGAUUCGCUGGGUGAUCACUGUUCCCGCCAUUUGGGACGACUCGGCCAAGCAGUUCAUUAGGGAGGCAGCAGAGAAGGCUGGAAUAAGGAAGAUAAUCUUAGCUCUGGAGCCGGAGUGCGCCGCGUUGUAUUGUGGAACUCUGCUCCAGGGACUGAGAGAUACGCUCAAAAAUCAAGCACUGCGGAUUGUAGGUCCCGGAUCUCGGUACAUCUUGCUGGACAUGGGAGGUGGAACGGUUGACAUCACGGCCCAUGAGGUGAGCCGCGACUUCACUUAUGACGAGCUGUUCGCUGCCAAUGGCGGGCCAUGGGGAGGAGAGAAUGUCAACAUAGCAUUCCAAGAGUAUCUCUGCGAAAUCUUCACAAAACCUGUGUUUUCUGAGUUUUGCAAGGUUCAUACGGAAGAUUUUUAUGAUCUAAUGGGAGCUUUUGAACAAAAGAAAAGGACCUUUGAAGCUAGGAUGGUUCAAGAGAACAAAUUCGUCGUCAUUAAAUUGCCAUAUUAUCUUGGCAAGGAUUUUCCUCUAAACACCCCGAUGGAUUUGGCAGUGAAAGAGCAUGAUAAGUUAAAGAUACCUGCAAAACAUAUGAUGGGGUUCUUUAAUGGUACGCUUGACGAAAUAUCCCGACACAUUAAAAAUAAGCUCAAAACAGAAGAACUGAAAGAUAUCAACAAUGUUAUACUGGUAGGUGGCUUUAGUGUACCAAAUAUAGUUAAAGACCGUCUCAAAGAGGUAUUUCCGGAAAACGCCAACUUUUACUGCCCAGAAAACUCCGAAGUCGCCACUCUGGAAGGAGCAGUAUUGUACGGACAGUCUCAAAUUCACACAACAUAUGAAAAAUCAAAGCCUCGUAGUAUAACACCAAGCAUCAACUCGAGACGAAGUAGGUUUACCUAUGGAAUGGACUCCCAUGUACAGUUUAACCCAACAAAGCACCCAGAAAGCAAGAAAUUCAGGGAUGGUGAUGAGGUGUUUUGUAAAGACUAUUUCUGGGUCCUUCUUAGGGCUGGAGCAAAGUUAUCUCGAGAUAAAAAAGGUACGAUGAGGACGUUCACCAUGGACAAAGACUCUACAACACUGGAUGUUGUUAUCUACAAAACGGAGAAUCCAAGUCCAAAGUUUGUGGACGACCCGGGCUGUUUGAGGCUCGGAACUCUUGUUGUUGACAUGACAGAAGGCUUGGGGAUUCCGAAUCGAGAAAUCAAAAUCGGACUACAGUACAACGAUACAGAAUUGAAUGUCUACGCCAUUAACAACAGAGAUGAGAUUGUCAAGACGACGUUUGAUUUGCUAGCGUAGAUUAGUAUGUUAGGGUUGAUAGAAAAAGUAUAUAACAGCAAUUGCUUAUUAUAUUUUUUUAAACGUUGAAUUUUCAAUUGCCAUUUGAUUGUUUGCAGUGUUAUACAAUAUCUAUCAUACAAUAUUCAAUAUAUUUGGCAUAUUUUUUUUAUAUAUUAAAUGUCACAUAGUUUACAUACAUGUAUAUUACCCAUUUACUCAAAUAAAGAGAUCGAAUAUGUUUUGUUAAAGAAUUAUCUAGAAAAUCUAAUAAAACGAAAUUAAGACGUUA
Molecule: messenger RNA, 2307 nt
Organism: Magallana angulata
Lineage: Eukaryota; Metazoa; Mollusca; Bivalvia; Ostreida; Ostreidae
Product: heat shock 70 kDa protein 12A-like
Exons: 6
Coding region: 228-2036 (602 amino acids)
Molecular function (GO): ATP binding; ATP-dependent protein folding chaperone
Source: RefSeq, a predicted model, not a curated record